Molecule: messenger RNA, 3594 nt
Organism: Cydia pomonella (codling moth)
Lineage: Eukaryota; Metazoa; Arthropoda; Insecta; Lepidoptera; Tortricidae
Product: muscle segmentation homeobox-like
Exons: 3
Coding region: 1960-2970 (336 amino acids)
Biological process (GO): embryonic morphogenesis; regulation of transcription by RNA polymerase II
Cellular component (GO): nucleus
Molecular function (GO): RNA polymerase II transcription regulatory region sequence-specific DNA binding; DNA-binding transcription factor activity, RNA polymerase II-specific
Source: RefSeq, a predicted model, not a curated record
GAAAUAUCUUCAUAAAUAUGUAAUGAUCUCUAAUACUUCAAUUAGUUUUGCAAACAAAGUAGACAGGUAGGUAUGUUAAUUACCUAAUUGCUUAAAUUAAAUAUACGUACGUAAGAAAUAAAGUAAAAAUAUUCUUCUUACAUGAAUACCUGAGUUAGCACAAAAAUGAACUAGAUAACCACGAAAGAAUAAUUUUGGCAGCAACGGUUACGAAUGUUAAUAAAUACCACAUUAAUUCCACGGCUUCCUCAUUCAUUUAAUACAAUAAACCUCCAGUCAAUCCCCAUAUUCAAUACUAAAUAUCCCAUUAAGCACUCAACAAUAAGCUUUAUAUCUUUAGAAAUAAGGUACACGAUGAGACGUUUCGCUAAUAGAGUUCCACUAUCGCUCAUUUUUCUUCGCACCCCACGUAAUUAACUAUCUUCCCUUCGGAAUACUAAAGACCUAUUUAGUACCAAACCAACUAUUCUCGAAAGAAUAAGGAAGAUGUGAGAUAUCGCAGGUGUAAAAGAGAUAGGAGAGAGUAAUAGAUAUCACCCCAAGUCUUCACGCUUGCUGUAAGGGCGAUUAUGGUUUUAAAAGAAAAAAGUCGUAAGUGAGGGUAGUUUGAGUAUUGUUUGUGACGUUUUGUAGUUGGGUGGUGUCGGUACAUCUUUCCCCUUAUGUUAUUCUUGGACGGCAGCCGCCUGUGAAGUGAUAGGAAAUGUUUAUUUAACUAAACGAUAUUUACACUUUAUUGGAUAUUUAUGGUCAUUUAACUGUCAAAUGGAUGCCGUUAUUUAUGGAGCUUUUUAUGGGGAGAUUUUUGGUUACUGAGCUUUUACUGAAGUAGGUACAUUUUGAUUAGGUUUUUGUUUGUAUAAAAAUAAGGUAACCAUUUCGCUUAUCCCAAAACAUGACUUCGUAUCGAUUCAUUUUAAUUUACCCAUUUUAUUUUAAUUCCUAAUUUAAGAAACUAAGGGUAUGAAUUUAUUUUGCAACAACAAAUUAAUAAUGAAAUCCACCAGUAGCACCUUAGAGGAUUUAACAACGGCAGGAGACGCCUAGUCUGUAAUUUUCUGUACAAAACAGUCUGCCGGUUUUUGCGGGUACAAAUAGCCAUGUCAGAUAAACGUCAGUCCAUACAAUACAUGUGGCCAUUGGCCGAGGUUUUUGACAGAGGGGUAAGCUCUUAAAUGCGACUCUAGUUGUUAAAUCCUCCGAAAGUAGUGCCCUGAAUGAAGUAUCCGAUACCCGGUGCCAUUAGCCUAUUACUUAGCGAAUCAAAAUCAAUACUGUAAAACAAUAAAUUAAUUCAUAAACAAAAAAACAGUUUAAGUGACUCCAGACUUAUUUUGACCCUGUCGAUUAAAUUUCGCAAAAAUGCAUAAGUAACAAUUUUAGCGCAGUCAAAACACUAAUAAAAUAAAAUCACAAAAAGCUCCUAAUUAUCGAAAGGAUUCAAACAAAUAAAUCAUAUCGCAAAUAUUGUCAGCGGUACACAGUAAAUCACCAGCCUAAUUUGAAACGGAUCCGUGCGCUGCGUCAAAAUUCAGCUCUCGCGGCACUAAUCUCAUAAAGGGCUCCAGCACCGCUCAAUAGGAUUUAACAAGCGGCAUUCACGACUCCUCAUUAUAUUUUUAUACUUUAUACCUUUAGUGGCGGACAUAAAGUGCGCGAUCAAAACGCGCGAACCCCUACAAAAGGUAAUUAUGUUUUGAUUCCUACAAAAAAUCGAGUAUCACAAAGGAGACUAACGAGAUAAGAGCGUGCUAAAUCGCUCCCCCUGCGGCCCGCGCGCGGAUCAAUUCUCGGCCGAACGGUCGAUUGGCUGAGCGGGACGACUCCACGGGGGGCGGAGCUCUGCCCGGCCCGCCUCGAGGGCCUCCGCCGCUCCGGCCGCCAGUCCACCUCCGAGCGCCCGCAUGCGUACACGACACGAUCCCCCAGUGAACUGUGCUAAAUGGAACUGAACGUUCAAUGUUAAAGAAACAAAGCUACGAAGAAAAAGAAGUGAAUAUGGCGAUAGAGAGUGUUUCGAGGUACCCCAGAAGCCCAGCGGAGGCUACAGAGCCGCCGAAGCCUUCGAGGAUAAGCUUCAGCGUGGCUUCUAUACUCGCCGACACGAAAGCUAACGAAGAGACUGCUGAAGUUCUGAGGCAUCAUAGGAGUAUUCCGGAAUCUCCUUUAAGACAAUCGCCGUCGGCUCAGCCCGAGCUGCCGGGUGGAAAGUCAUUGUCUCCGCGGCCUUCUUCGCAAACGCCUCCUUUGAACUUGAACGCCUCAGCGACGGUGACUUCUUCGGAUGACGAAUACGAUGAUGGUUCGAUAGUUGACGUCGAAGAUUUGAAUUUGCGGAACGGUCAGAGCGAGGACGAGGAGCGGUCGAAGGAGGAGAGGUUAGGGCCGGUGCGGCCGACCCCGUUCAGCGCGCUGGCGGCGGCGGCAGCGGCGUACCACGGGCUAGGCGGCUGGCCCGGCGCGCCCUCCGUCGUGCCUUCCUUUGGACCUCUAUUUCCUCCACACUUCAACGUUGGACACCUAACAGACGCCAACGGCGGCCCUCCAAAGCUGAAAUGCAACCUGCGCAAGCACAAGCCGAACCGCAAGCCUCGGACACCCUUCACAGCGCAGCAGCUUAGAGCGCUCGAGAGCAAGUUCGUCGAGAAACAGUACCUUAGCAUUGCUGAGCGCGCCGAAUUCUCGUCCAGCUUAGGAUUAUCUGAAACCCAGGUAAAAAUCUGGUUUCAAAAUCGCCGAGCGAAAGCGAAGCGAGUGCAAGAAGCAGAGAUCGAGAAACUAAAAAUGGCGCAGUUCUCUCGUCACCCCCACCACUUGUAUCCCCACCCGCUGCAGCAGUACUUCCACCCACAUCCCCUGAUGGGGGGCCGACCUUUGCCCCCGAUGGGCAUGCCGCCCCACCUAGGGAUGGUUCAGAGCCCCGUGUCAGGGGGAUCGCCAUCGCCUAGUACGCAAACUGGUCCGCAAUAACAUGAUAACAAUGUGGGUCUGACGAGUAAAAUGAAGAAUAUAAAAAAUAACUAAAACCAGUACAGAUAGUGCUACAGUAUUUGAUCAAAUCGAAUGGUACUUUUUAGGGCAAUAGCUCACAAGUGAUUUCAUAUUCGUAUUUAAUUUCUUUAUCAAUUAUGUAAGAUACGAGUAUCUAAAAUCUUGUCUUGGAAAAAUAAUGUCAUAAUAUUUGACUGAAGAAAAAUAAUUAAAUAAAUAGACGUCUGAUGUGAAUUCAAAUUGAAAUGUAAGGACUUUUUUAUCUGACAAUAGUCGAGUGAUUAUGUAAAUUAUUCUGUAAAUAUGUAGUUAAGUUAGAUUAAAUAGCACCAUAUUAAGGAUUGUAUUAAUUUAAUGUAUUUACGUUGUGUAGAUUCGUUAUUACCAAAUAUUUUAGUUUAUUCGAUUUAUUAUGUUUAAAAAACUCUUUCUAAGGCAAUUUUUUUCGAUCCUUUUUAUAUUUGAGGAUGAUAUAUGCCCUGAGAGUUGGAAUACAGCUAAAGAAAUAUUGUAAAAUAUUUUUGUACAUAAACAUAAAUGAUAAUUGUACAUUAUUAUUUCUACUUCAGUAGUUAAAUAUAUAUCUAUUUCUUUCACAAUGAA